Fusarium redolens is the source of this 960-nucleotide messenger RNA. Its product is annotated as tryptophan synthase beta subunit-like PLP-dependent enzyme. Gene Ontology annotation, molecular function: L-serine ammonia-lyase activity; threonine deaminase activity. Gene Ontology annotation, biological process: L-serine catabolic process; L-threonine catabolic process. The record is from RefSeq and is a predicted model, not a curated record. NCBI's taxonomy places the organism in Eukaryota, Fungi, Ascomycota, Sordariomycetes, Hypocreales, Nectriaceae. The transcript has a single exon. Bases 1 to 960 code for a protein of 319 amino acids.
AUGCCAACCUUUCAGGAAAUAGCGGCAGCUUCAAUACAGUCACGAAGCCGCAUUCGUCAUCACAUCUACCAAACACCUCUCAUCCCUGCAAAGAAGAUCGGUCGCAAUCUGAAAGCAAACGUCCUGUUCAAAGCUGAAAACUUCCAAUUUACGGGAUCGUUCAAGGUCCGAGGCGCUAUGUCCAAGUUGUCGGCACCAGGGCAAGGUCGAUUAAUCACUGCUUCAUCUGGCAACCAUGGAAUUGGAUGCGCGUUGGCGUCGCAGACUCUAUCAAAGGAUCUCACGGUUGUGCUUCCAGAGACUGUUAUUCCUGCCAAGUUGAACAUGAUCAAGUCAUAUGGCGUUGAGGUGAUUCUUCACGGCGCUGAGACUGGUCUCGCUGAGCAACAUGCUCAAAAGCUUGCAUCUUCGGGUGAUUAUACCUAUGUUUCGCCGUAUAAUGACCCCGAUAUUGUUGCUGGACAAGGCACCAUUGGCCUUGAGCUUCUUGAGCAAUGCGACCACAUCGACAACAUCUUUAUCUCAAUGGGUGGUGGCGGUCUUAUCAGCGGCGUUGGAUCCGUCCUCAAAGCAUACAAUCCACGCGUCAAAGUCUUUGGUGUUUCAGCGAUCAACUCAAAGGCUCUAGCUGCAUCAAUGGCUGCAGGUCACGUCGUCGAAACAGAGCAUCUUCCCACUCUAGCUGAAGCUGUUGCCGGCGGUAUUGAUGAGGACUCGAUCACACUUGAAUUGGCGAACGCAGUUGUUGAUGAGGUCAUUGAGUGCAAUGAAGAUGAGAUUAAAGAGGCAUUGAAGGAACUUGCUUGGUCUGAGAGUAUGAUUGUUGAAGGGUCUGCAGCUCUGGCUCUUGCUGGCUUUAACAAAGUCACGUCGAAUCUGAGUGGACAGACAAGUGUUGUACUCCUCUGCGGGUCAAAUUACGAUAAAGCCGCGAUCAGUAAGAUGAUCUCUGGACCAUGA